AUUUUUGUAGCAGACAAUGGGAUUGUUCACACGGCGGGAUUUAAAGUGACUGAUCUGCAGAAGGAAACGCUCACACCAACGGCUUGGUUUAUUGGUCCAGAGCUGCACAGUGUCAACCUCUGACGCAGCCGGAGCACCUAUCCGCGGGGGGGUACAGUGACACCUGACGGCUCCAUCUCUCGACACGCCGGUCUUUCCCAUCACGACCACUUAGGCUCUGCAGUGCAGCAACUGCUGCGUUUUAUGGAAGCGGAGUCUGUGCAUCCUGUCGUGAUCAUGCUGCCCCCAAAGAGUUGCCUGCCGAGGAACUACAGCUGCAUAGCCGGGCUGUUCGGAAGCCUGGCAGAGGCAAACCCGCGGCUUGAAGAUGGGGAUGAUUUGGACAUGAUCAACGGUACUUGUGAAACCACCGAGAGCCCAGUUGUGGAAGAGAGACCACGGGGCAGAGAGGUCUCCCUGAAGCCUUCACAGAGUCCAAAUCUGCGUCGGAGGUGCAAGUCGCUGCCCACACCCACAGAGAGAGCAAAGUUAGAGAUCUCCCGCAGCAGAAGUCCAACCAGUCAGAAAAAGGUCCGGUUCGCCGACUCACUGGGCCUGGAGCUCAUUUCAGUGAAGCACUUCGAUGAUACAGAUGAGCCACAAGUGCCGGAGCGCAUAUUGGCAAAACUAGCCAAAGGACCCGUCCAUCUUAAUCAUUUGAACACAAAGUUCCCCCGUGUUCCUGCGCAGUCUAUGUUCAUGGAGUUGCAGUUCACCAACCCAGGCACACUACCCGGCUUUGAGCAGAAAGUGAGGGAGGUGAAAGUCAUGUUAGAGUCCGUUGAAGUAGAUGAAUUCAGCCUCUCCGGGUUUGUGCGCGUGUUGAAUCUGGCUUUCGAAAAGAGCGUCUCUUUGCGUUAUUCUCUAAACAACUGGAUUACAUGCAUGGACAGCCUGGCGUCCUAUGUUCCUGACUCAAGCGACGGUGACACUGAUAAGUUCUGUUUCAAGAUAGUCAUGCCUACUUACCUCGACAACGGAGGCACAUUUCAGUUUGCAAUUAAAUACUAUGUCGGCGGGCAAGAGUUCUGGGACAAUAAUAAUGGGAACAACUACAAAGUGCGACGUAAUAACCGGUUCAAGAUGUCCCCACCCCGGGAAUGGGAGAAUGGAUGGAUUCACUUUAUCUGAGCUUUGUCUGCAGUGACACACUGCGUGCGUAAUUUGUGCGUAACUGUUGCUUGUUAAAGAUUAUUUUUUUCUUUCCCCUGCCAUUGCCAGCUAGACAUGCUCUGACACUGACAACAAUUUCUAACAAUGAUUCAAACAGGCUAUUUGCCCCGCUGUGGUGAGUGAUUGGUGAAGACUCGGCCGAGUGUAUAUUCUGUUAGAACAUUUGCCUUUAUGUCAGGGCUCUGUACAGCUUGGUGCCCUAUGGGGGGGCAAUGUCACGUUAUGUAAUGUAGAAACACGUGCCACGGAAAACGUGCACACAAUGCCGACCUGAGGCAUCACGGCUCCUUUUAGGGGAUGCUGUAAAAUGGUUUGGUGGCACGGAGAUGUUUAAAUUAUCCGUUUGUUUUGCAAGCGUGCAAAAAUAUCGGCUGGAUGGGAAGCAGAAAGCAUCACAUCUUGGCUGAUAUGGAUACCAAGCGAACCUAGUAGCAUACUCUGGUUGUCUCCUGCAGGCUGGGAGAGACAUACACACACUGACUUAUUGAGUUGACAGACCGAAAUAUGUGGCAGGUUAUUUUGUUAAAAAAAAAGUUGUCUAAUUUCCCACUGUCAUGCCAUGGAAAAAUGCCUUAUUUUAAGCCAUGAUGUUGGAAUUAGACUAAAUGCAUUCAAUGGUUAUCAUCAAGCUUCCAUUUUAAAAUAAGGCCUUCACUGGGAAUUAAUGUACAUAUAUACCUGUAGGCUUUCAAUCCAGGGACACACUCAUAAACCAUUCAACAUCCAUUCUUUUGCUGAAUUAAUGUAAAAAUGUUUUGGUUUUGCCAAAAUUUAAAAGAAAUCAGGGGCCUAACCUAGACGAUUAAAAAGUUUUCAUUAGAAAAAAAAAAUCACUUAAUUAUAAUGGCUUCAUGCAUAGUUCAUCAAUUCAUAAAGGCUAUAUUUAUAAAGAAUGGUAAUACUGUACUAGGGAUAACAAUGAACCCCUUGAGUAGGGUUGCUGUCCCACCAAGGACAAUACAUUUAGUAGCAAAGUUUGCCAGGUUAAAUUUACCUCAAAUUACUUGCAGACCUUUUCUUCUUCAGGUUGAUCGUUGUAAAACAGAUCUUAUUUUCUAAAGUAUUAUUGUACAUUUGCAGAUUCAAAACACAAUGCAUAUUCAUUUCUAAUGUUCUUGAUUGCACUGUGUAACUGUGUUUUUCAUAGAGCAGAGUUAUAGAUAAAGUAGCUAUUACACGGACGACUGUGUUUAACCGGCUGUAAAGGUACCUGAUAAUAGUCUCAGUCACCACUGUGCAAGAAUAGUGCUGCUCCUGACCCCACAUGAUCUUAAUGCUUUGAACCACCUGUCUGAUAUUUCCAAACUGUUGUCUGAUUACUUCAUUUCCAUACUAUAAGCCUUGAUUGAUGUUAUACCACCCGUCUGCCCUCUCCAGACAACAGCUAUUCCAUAUAAUUUUUUUUAAUUAAUUCACUGGUGGGUAGUCUUUCAAACCUGGUCCUGUGUUAUCAUGUACUUUGUGGCAAACAGGCUUGCAUGUUGUAGUCUAAUGAGUUUACUUAAAAUGCAAAUAUUCAUCAGUCUUUAUUUAGGUGUACAUUAUAAUCAAUGUUUCUGGCCAUGUAGAAAGUUGAGACUCCAGUUUAGAGAGUAGAGGAUCAACAGGCAGGAUGCUUUUAAUUCCAGUGCUCUGACUGUAAUCUGAACAUCACUUUGUCCUUUGUUUACAUCAUUACGGCAUCAGAAGGAGGGUCUCCAUUUAAUGAUGCCAUCAGGUUGUAAUGUGGAUAAAGACUAUUCCUGUAAGCACUUUGUUUUUGGAGCAGUUCCACUGUGAAUCCAUCAGAAAUGUUUGUCUCUAAAUCUGACAUGGUUUUAAAGGCUGUACCUGGUGGUGUUAGAAUAGUUUUGCUAAAGUAAAAGAUAGCCAGCUCUGAGUUGAUAUUUGCUUUCUCUUCACUUAUCACAAACAGCCCUGCAUUUUCUCACCUGUUUGUUUUAUAUACACUGUGGAUAUAAAAGGUCUGGCCACGGCAGAGCUUACUGUGUGUGAUGUUGUUAAAUCAGUGGACAUUUGCAUAUUGUCUGCUUUGGUCCUUGUACAUACUUAGAAUUCAUGCUGUGCAAAACCAGAAAGCAUUAACUAUCCAGGCUGAGACUUCUGAUGUGGGUACUGAGAGAUGCAUUAAUACAAAUUUAUCACUGCCAACACAGAUUGUGUUUAUUAGAUUUGAACAUCCUAGCCAGAUCUGCUCUGUUAAGUCAACAAUGUAUAGUUUGAGAUUGCUUGACAUAAAUGAGUGUCUGAAUAUGUCUGAAUAUUUCAUCACAUCUUUAGUUUAAGUUUCCAAAACGUGUGGAAACUGUAAGAUACCAGUGCUGAGUUUUAGCCUGGUAUCUCCCACACUGCUGUUGUCAUCGGUGCAUCCCUACCAUACAGAAAAUGAAGGGCUUCUGGUCUGAUUAGAUUUUCACCUCAAUGUAUGCAUAACAUUUUGCAUUAGAACUCACUGAUAUAUAGAUAUGUAUGUAAAUGUGUUAAUGUUUCAUAUUGAAUGUCCUCCUGUUGCUGUUCUAUGCUGUGUGUAUUUUUGAAGCAUUUGAAAAGCAGAAUUGAGAGAUGUGAAAAAAGAUUGUAAUCUGAUGAUCCUGUGAAAUUGGAAAACAAUUGAGCCCAAACUUAAUUAAUUCCUAAAGCACACUCACUAUUAGAAUUAAUUAUUAUUAAACCUUUCUUCAAUAUAAUUUAAUAUAAUGCUUGUUAAAUGGGUAAUACCCCUAACUGUGAUCAUUUGUCUCAGAUGAUGUUGCAGAAGAUAUUGUGGAAGUUUCCCUGAAAUAUGUACGAAAAUGUGAGCAGUGCACCUGACUGAAAUGAAUACAUUGGAAACCCCAUGUGCACAAAUAUACUGUAGGUGUAACACUGCCUUUCUAAAAUAUGGGUUUACUUAGAGACAAGUCGCAGUGAUGGAAGAAUGCAAGUGCUUGUUUGUUAGGAAAUAAUGUGAUGACUGAUGGAUACAAAUAUGUGGACUCUGAACAAUGACAAAGGGACAUAUAUGGGCAAGAUAGGUAACACAAGAUGCUCUUUGGAGUUUGAUACCUUUUUGCAUGAACGACUUAUGAUUGUAGCUGAUACUGAGCAGGUCUAAUGCACUUUGAGUGCACGGAAAGGGGCAAUGUGAGUGCACGGAAAGGGGCAAUGUUGCAAGUCACUAUAUAUAUGAAAGCUUCUCUUGUAAAUAGCUACUAACCAAGAUGUUUUCCAUUCUUUGUCCCAUUUUACUGCUUUUGUCUCACGGUGGAAAGCCUCUGUCUUAUUUAUAACCAUUGUAUGGCACUGCAUUUAUUUCAGUGAGUUUUUGGUUUUGUAAAUCCUAUGCAACCCCUUCUGUGUUGUAACAUCUGCAGUCAUCUGACUGUGUUACUCUGCAUUGUGUGCCGUCUUUUAUUUUCUCUUUUGCAGUGAACGUUAACCAUGCUUGCAUGUACAGCAGUAACAUACCUUUUAUUUUUACGUUUAUUUUUUAAUGUAACCUAUAUUUUGUUAAAACAAUGGUUAAUAAAGGAAUUUGUGAUG
Sander lucioperca (pikeperch) is the source of this 4734-nucleotide messenger RNA. Its product is annotated as protein phosphatase 1 regulatory subunit 3E. Gene Ontology annotation, molecular function: glycogen binding; protein phosphatase 1 binding. The record is from RefSeq and is a predicted model, not a curated record. Lineage: Eukaryota; Metazoa; Chordata; Actinopteri; Perciformes; Percidae. The coding region runs from base 244 to 1170 and encodes 308 amino acids. Gene Ontology annotation, biological process: regulation of glycogen biosynthetic process. The transcript has a single exon. Gene Ontology annotation, cellular component: protein phosphatase type 1 complex.